AUGAAAAAGUUUAUGGAAACGGCAUAUUACGAUAGCAGUACUUCGUACUACUACUUCGGCACUCCUGCCCAGAUGAUGACGUUUUCCGAUGCAGAAAGCGAGUGCAUGAAGCUUGGUGGCCAUUUGCCGUCUAUUUCGAACGCCUACGAAAACGCAGCUGUGCAGAGUGCCGCUUCUAAGAUUCUCAAAGGACCUGGAACAGGUGGAAAGGUGAUGUUGGGCUAUUCCAAUCUAAUGAUGUCUGGAUUCACGUGGAGUGACGGCAAUCCUUCCACGUACCACAACUGGGCACCUGGCGAACCGGUGGUUGUCGUUCCUGGUGUAGCAUGGAUGGACAUUCUCAUGGGACAAUGGAAUACGGCCGCACCAACUGCAGCGUCCAACUUCCUCUGUGCUCUACCGGCAAAUCGCGUGCCUUGCUCCUAG
Molecule: messenger RNA, 426 nt
Organism: Cooperia oncophora
Lineage: Eukaryota; Metazoa; Nematoda; Chromadorea; Rhabditida; Trichostrongylidae
Source: the annotation of a GenBank genome assembly